This is a messenger RNA of Oppiella nova, 427 nucleotides long. The record is from the annotation of a GenBank genome assembly. Lineage: Eukaryota; Metazoa; Arthropoda; Arachnida; Sarcoptiformes; Oppiidae.
AUGAAGAAACUGGUCAAUCAGUUCGUCAAAGGAAUUGAGUAUAAGUUAGUGAAAGACGAGUUCGAGUCGGACUUGGGUUCGGUUCGCGUGCCGUUCGGUCGGCUCGAUAUGAGUGACCAACACCUGCACCAGAAUCUCACCUUUUUAUUGUCCACUAUCGAGAAGCAUAAGCCCUCCACCAGUAUAGUUCCGUUCAUAACUCGAGUUCUCAUACAAAGCGAACCAUCGAAAGAAGAGUUUGCACUCAAGUUCUGGGAUUAUGUGGACGGAUAUGAGGCCCGGAAUGCCGAGGCGGUCGACGAUGAAGCUGACGAUAAAGGGGACGACAAGGCAUUGACUUCCCUUUGAUUGCAAAUUACCGGUAUAUCCCGUAUACCAAACACGAGUCAUUUGUUACAUUAAAAAAGUCAUAAAAUAAAUAUAAAUG